AUGGCCCGGGUCGCCUACCGAUUUACCUUCCUCGACGUGCUCCUGGAGGGCGAGGACCGGGCUCAAGAAUCCCACGGCUGCAGGGGAGGCCGCGCGCACAGCGCCCCUCCGCGAGGUGAGACGGAGACAGGGGCUAGCACGGAGGAGGCAGGGUUUGGCGCAGAGGCUGGGAUGCGCCGCUACGCGCAGUCGCUGCCGAAGCCAAAAGGGGGCCUACGAGGACCCGAGAAUGUUGGAAGCUUGGGGCACCCUCUCCUCUGCCAGCGCGCCUGUGUGCACGCUGCGGCGGGCAGACACUGCGAGGCGGGUGACGGCUGCGAGUUCUGCCACGUUCCCCACACACGCGGCAUGAAGCUCGAUGGGCACCUGCACCGCCACAUGGAAGCGAUGUCCAAGGCCGACUUCCUCUGUGUGACCCUCCGGCUGCUCCGCAACAAGGCCCAUGCUGCAGGGCUCCGAGACGAGGCCCUCGAGGCCCUCGAGGCCCUCUUCAGUGUUUUCACGAGUGAGCUCCAGCGUGAGAAGUCUGCGAAGUCUGAGAAGCCUGAGAAGUCUGAGAAGUCCCAGAACAGAGAGCCCGGGGAGUUGCUCCCAAACAAACCGUUUCCGCGACGCCUGCUGCGCUACCUUCUCCAAGCGAGCUUUGCCGCCGUGGUGAGCCUGGCGGCGAGAAAGUGUGGGGAGGAAGGGAGGUUGCAGGCUCGUGAGGCCAUGCAGGCCCUGCGCAUUGCCCAAGGUUUCGCGAACGGUUUCGCCGUGGCCACCACGAUUCUAUCAGAGUUCACGGGGCAAACAGCCCUGUUCCGUCCAGGAUUCGGCUGGCUCAAUUCUGUUUGCACCGUUUCUGUGUCCGUGCUGGACGGCUACUUUGGUUCUUCCGCGGAGUCGACCAGCAGUCCUCCCUCAGCGGCGCCGCCACCAUUUGCGGCUCCUGCCCCGGUUGCGGCAGCUGCGCCCGCAAUGGCGCCCACGGCUGCGCCUGCGCCCUUGGGUGCGCAACCCGCGACAGCACCGCCGGGGACAGCCGAGGAGCGCCGGAGCGACGGCCUCUCGCUGUUUUGCUUCGCCUGGACCCCACGUCGCGGCUACGACGAGCAGCUGCUAGUGGAGGUACGGAAGCAGUACGCCAAGUGCGACGGGCACGUGUUCUACACCGACAAAGACAGUGGUGGAGACGAGGAGCCAGACUUCGUCCGGGUCGAGCUGCCAACGCAGAAAGUCUCCCGAAACGACAAGGGCUGGCUCUACCACAGGAAUAUGGUGGGACUCAUGCCGGCGUGGUCGCACCUCCUUAGCUCGAGCUUCGUUGACGCCCACGACUGGUUCAUCAACAGCGAGCUGGAUCACUUCCUGAGCCCCGCCCGUGCACGAAAGAACAUCGCCCAGUACAAGGAGACUGCCAAGGCGGGCGACGACGAGCCGAUGGUCUUGAUGUGGGGCAAUGCAUUC
Molecule: messenger RNA, 1449 nt
Organism: Symbiodinium natans
Lineage: Eukaryota; Dinophyceae; Suessiales; Symbiodiniaceae
Source: the annotation of a GenBank genome assembly